Rhododendron vialii is the source of this 1445-nucleotide messenger RNA. Its product is annotated as L-type lectin-domain containing receptor kinase IX.1-like. The record is from RefSeq and is a predicted model, not a curated record. The annotation marks the transcript as partial. Gene Ontology annotation, molecular function: protein kinase activity; ATP binding; carbohydrate binding. Gene Ontology annotation, cellular component: plasma membrane. The transcript has a single exon. Lineage: Eukaryota; Viridiplantae; Streptophyta; Magnoliopsida; Ericales; Ericaceae. Gene Ontology annotation, biological process: protein phosphorylation.
AGUCCUGUUACUCACGUAGGUAUCAAUGUCAAUUCUCGUAAAUCAAAUGUUACUGCUGUUUGGUACUGUAACAUAACUCAUGGGAUAGAGAACGAGGCUUGGAUUAGGUAUGAUUCAAGUUCGCACAAUUUAAGCGUAGUUUUCACUGGUUCUACUAAUACUAGCAGAGUCAAAGAUACCAUCCAUUUCAAUAUUGAUCUGAGGGAUUACUUACCUGAAUGGGUAACAUUUGGGUUCUCAGCUGCAACAGGUAGCCUGUUUGAGGAAAAUACUAUAAAAUCUUGGGAAUUUAGUUCAAGCUUUCAAAGUCAUAAAAAACUCUCCCCUGGAGGUGUGGACCGUGUGGUAGGAUUGGUUGUCGGCUCGGGUGUUUUGGUUGGUGGGUUAAUUUUGGCUGGAUUUGGCUUGUGGAGGAAACGUAGAGCAAAAGAAGAGGAUGAGUCUGAAGUUGACAAGUUAAUGGAAAACGAAUUCGAGUCUGGUGCUGGGCCGAAGAAAUUUUCCUACAGUCAAUUAUCUCGAGCGACAAAUAACUUUGAGGAGGAACAAAAGCUUGGAGAGGGAGGGUUUGGUGGUGUUUAUAGAGGGUUUAUGAGCGAAUUGAAUUCUUAUAUUGCUGUCAAGAGGAUAUCUAAAAGGUCAAGACAGGGGAUAAAGGAGUAUGCAACGGAAGUGAAGAUUAUUAGCCGGUUGAGGCACAGGAAUUUGGUGCAACUCAUCGGUUGGUGCCAUGAAAAGAAAGAACUACUCCUUGUCUAUGAGUUCAUGGAAAAUGGCAGCUUGGAUUUCCAUCUCUUCAAAGAGAAAAGCUUGUUGACAUGGGGUACAAGGUACAAAAUAGCCCAAGGUUUGGCCUCAGCAUUGCUCUAUUUACACGAAGAAUGGGAGCAAUGUGUAGUGCAUAGGGACAUAAAAUCGAGCAAUGUGAUGUUGGAUUCGAACUUCAAUGCCAAGUUGGGAGAUUUUGGGCUAGCUAGAUUCGUCGAUCACGAGAAAGGGUCCCAAACAACUGUUUUGGCGGGGACCAUAGGGUACUUGGCACCGGAAUGUGUGGUAACCGGUAAAGCUAGUAAGGAAUCAGAUGUCUACAGCUUUGGAGUUGUGGCGUUGGAGAUAACUUGCGGGAGAAAACCGUUUGAUAUGAAGGUGCCAGAAUGUCAAAUGAGAAUGGUGGAAUGGGUUUGGGACCUUUAUGGAAUGGGAAGAUUACUUGAAGCAGUGGACGCAAAACUAGGCACGAAUUUUGUUGAACGAGAAUUGGAGCGAUUGAUGAUUGUUGGUCUUUGGUGUGCUCACCCAGAUCACAAUUUGCGACCUAGCAUUAGACAGGCGAUUCAUGUGCUCAGUUUUCAAGCUCCACUGCCCAUUCUCCCACCAAGACAGCCUGUGCUAUCGUUUUUUACUCCUCUAUUGAACACAACCACCACCAGUUCUGGCUGAUUAUU